Molecule: messenger RNA, 4789 nt
Organism: Exaiptasia diaphana
Lineage: Eukaryota; Metazoa; Cnidaria; Anthozoa; Actiniaria; Aiptasiidae
Product: tetratricopeptide repeat protein 28-like
Exons: 2
Coding region: 418-4035 (1205 amino acids)
Molecular function (GO): protein binding
Source: RefSeq, a predicted model, not a curated record
GACUCUGCCUUUCUAAUUAGCUAGCUAACAAGCUUAGUUAAUAGAUAGUAUAGUUUCAAAUGUUAUACGUCAGUUGUGGAAUGGGAAAUAUGCAGAUGGCCUUACCAACGGAUUGACAAGUAAUAAUAACAUAAAAGCAAYCUUAUUGUUGCUAAUGCCUCUACCGGAAAGCGAUUCACUGAAGUGUAYACUCGAUUGUUUGAUAACAGUGUUGAUGAUUAUGAGUGGAGCUCUUCAAAGCGGUGCUUAAUAAAUUAGUCCUAUCCUAACGUCAUUUCACAGAAAUAAGAAUCAGGAUAUGAUACAACAGACUAAUUCUGUCUGCCAUAUUUUUCAAGGCGAAGUUUUGGAAGACGAUUGCAGUAUUUUUAGUGAAGAUUAAUCCUGAUUCUGAUUCCUGAUUAAUCCUGCUGCACGAUGGAUGGAAAURGAUCAAUCCUCCAAUGGUACAAAGACCAAGUGAAAAGAGCCGUCGAGAAAGGCAACAAAGACGAAGAGAUUUCUUCCCGAGACAGCCUUGGCCAAGUAUAUAUAUCWCUAGAACAGUUCAUUGAAGCAAUUCAAUGUCACACGAGAGUGGCAAAUAUUGCCAUAGAGUUAGGGCUARGUAUUCAAGAGGGAAGAGCAUAUUAUAAGAUAGCUCACUCACAUAGCUCGUUAGGUAAUUACAAGAAGGCGAUAGAGUAUUACCAGAAGUGCCUUCACAUAUUGCAAGGGAAGGGUGACAGUGACAUAGAAAGAAUGGCAUAUUGCAACCUAGGAAAUACUUACUUUGUAAGUGGCAAUAGCCAGCAAGAUUACAGCGAGUCGAUCAAAUAUUUAGGAAAAAGCCUUUCCAUGGCAUCUGAGGCAAAGGAUGUUUACGUAGAGGCUAGGGCAUGUUACUAUUUAGGUAAUUCCUAUGUAGCAUUAGGAAAAUAUGAGGAAGCGAUCUCAUACUAUGAAAGAAGCCUGCGCAAYGAUGGCAAGKCAAGAAUGAUUUAUCGUCUGAUYGGAAAUGCAUACUUUCAGCUUAAAAASUAUCAAGAAGCAAUCAAAAAUCACCAUAACAGCCUAGAGUCCGCUAUGAGGUAUGAAGAUAAAGAGGCACAGAAAACAGCCUACUUGGACUUAGGAAUCGACAGUCACGUGAUGCGAAAGUAUGGCAAUGCAGUGUCCUAUUUUCAAMAGUACCUGAAYAUGGCUAAAAYACUAAGAGAUAGGAAAGGAGAAGUAGAGGCACACAGAUUCAUGGGAAAUGCUUAUUUUGAAUUGCAGAAAAAUGAGGAAGCGUUGAGAAGUCACCUAAGUAGCUUAAGUACAGCAGUAAAAAUAGGAGACCAAUAUGGAGAGGAAUGCGCAUAUGCAAACAUGGGAAUUGCUUACCACAAGUUACAAAGAUAUCAAGAGGCCAUAGGUUGUUAUGAAAGACGAUUGAACGUUGCUGUGCAUAAAGGGGACAGGAAGGAGGAAAUAAAGGCGAGCAGCAAUAUAGCCAGGGCGUACACUGCUUUACGAAAUUAUGAAAAAGCAAUCGUAUAUCACAAGAAAACUCUCCAAAUAUCGAAAGAAAUUGGAGACACUAGUGAGGAAGCAACAGCGUACUCUAAUAUUGCAGAGCUAUUCUCUUUGUCAACCAAUUACAAGGAGGCUCUUGAAUAUUACAAGAAAUAUCUCCAAGUGGCUAUUGAAAUGGAUGACAAAGAGAGUCAACGCAAGGCAUACAACAUUAUGGGAGACUUAUAUGGGAAAAUGAAUCUCCACAAAGAAUCGAUUGAAUGCCUUGAAAGGGAAUUGGAAAUUGUUGUCGAGAACGGCGAUGCGCCAGCAGAGGCCGAAGUGUAUUGCAAUCUGGGAAAUGAUUACGUUGCCAUAGGUAGAUACCAGGAAGCUUUCCAAAGGUAUAACAAAUGCCUUACCAUUGCCUUAGAAUAUGAGGACGAACAGCUGCAGGAGCUAGUGUAUUGCAACAUAGGCAAUGCAUAUUGGGUGCUAGGAAAUCAGCCUGAAGCUGACAAGUAUUACCGAAAAAGUUCAGACAUAGCAAUAAGGAGCAGAGAUCCAGAGGCAGAAGCAAGAGGAUACUGUAUUCUAAGUCGUAUCAGUAGCAAUUCUGGAGAUUACAAAAAGGCACUAGAAUACAGCAAAAGACACCUUCAAUUGAUUCAAUUGCUAGGAAAUAAGCAUACGCAAGUGCUUGCAUACCACGACGUCGGCAGGAAUUCCUUUUUAACUGGAAAAUAUCAAGAUGCCAUGCAAUUUCUUGAAAAAAGUGCAAACAUAGCGAACGAAAUCGGUGACAAAAAGGCAGAAGGAGAAGCAUAUGAAUACUUAGGAUAUGUCUAUCAAGACUACAUCAAAAACUAUCGAAUGGCUGUCCACUAUCAUACAGCACAUCUCAACAUCGCUACGGAUAUUGGUGACAAAAAUGCAGCUGGAAAAGCCUGCAGAAACCUUGGAACUGCUUUCCUCUUUCAGUUUCUUAGAAGAAAAGUCGUCCAAAACAAGGAAAAGGCAGAAAACUACCUUAAAGAGAGUCUAAAAUGGUACGACUUGCUUUUUCAAGACAUUGGAGAACAAGAUCAACAUAAGGUCAAUUUGGUUGAUACCUUAGUCUACACACAGAAACUACUUGUGGAAUUCUACAUCGAAACUGGACAACCUGAAAGAGCACUGCUGGUCUCGGAGCAAGAACGAGGACGUGCUUUGGAAGACCUUUUGACGGGAAAAUACAAGAUAGACAAGAACGUCGAUACACAUUACGACUUCCUUGGAUAUGCUGACAUCGUCAACAAAGUACUUUCUCGAAAUUGUUCUAUCUUGCUUUUCUCUGAUCUUAUGAAAAUGAGAAGAAGUAAUUCUGAAUUGCAAGUUGGAACAUGGGUUCUUGAUUUGGACAAUCGUCCUUCCUUUUAUCGCAACGAGCUUAAAGAAAUCAAAGAAUUACUAAAGGCAAAAUCUCUCGAGGAAGACAUAGAUCAGGACAGCAAGGACGUCCUUCAUGACGUAGUUGAUAUAACCUACAAUACGAUGUCUGCUAGAGGAUCAACAGAUGKAUCAACAGCUGAGAAUCGAUCAUUCAGCCAAUAUUUAAUUGGUUCGCUUGACAAUGAUGAAGGCUCGUCCCAAGAACUUGAGACCAGCAAGAGAAAUACUUUUGAUGAAGAACUUGACGACCAUUACUUUGAAGUGCUCUUUGAUGCACUUAUCACUCCAGUACAGGACGAGCUUACCCACGAAGAAAUCGUCAUCAUCCCCGAAGGAUCUUUGUUCAAAGUCCCUUUUGCAGCUCUACGAGACCCAAAGACGCACAGGUAUUUGUCAGAAACAAAAUGUAUUCGCAUUGCUCCCUCUCUUACCACCUUAAAGAUCCUGAAAGAAUCCUCAGCAGAAUCGCACUUCAUGAAAGGUGCGAUCAUCGUUGGUGAUCCUGACGUCGAGGGGAAGAGAAUGUUGAAAGGCAAGGAAAGAUAUUUUAAUCCAUUACCAAAUGCUCGGCUCGAAGCUGAAGAGAUUGGUUGUAUUCUUGGUGUGAAUGCACUAUUAGGAGCACAAGCAACCAAGCAAACUAUCAAGGAACGGCUCAUGGAAGGUGUUGCUGUCAUUCACUUUGCAACACAUGGAUGUGCAGACAGUGGAGAAAUAGUACUCAGUCCACCCGGAUCUCUUAAGGGAACACAAACCAUACCUUCAGAGGACGACUAUCUGUUGACAAUCAGCGAAGUGCAAGAAAUUGGAUUACGAGCAAAACUUGUUGUGUUGAGCUGUUGUCAUGAUAGGGGUCGUGAUGAAACYAAGUCAGAUGGAGUGAUUGGAAUGAGUCAAGCGUUUCUUGCUGCCGGUGCCCUUGCAGUUGUAGCGUCCUUGUGGGAUGUAGAUGACGAGGUUACGAGAGUGUUCAUGCAAAAGUUCUACAYGCAAUUGAAACAAGGRAARAGCGCAAGUAAAAGUCUCCAGCAAGCCAUGAAAGAAAUGAGAGAGAUGGUGCAAUAUCAGCAACCRAGUUUCUGGGCUCCUUUUGUCCUGAUAGGUGAUGAYGUGACUGUUAGCCUGUGAGUUUUAUUAACUUUUUUAGAYAGUAAAGACAAUUCAUUACAUAAUGUAAUCUUUAGAUUUUAUUGAUUGACUGCUUAUGAACAAUUUUUAUUUUAAUUUAAUCUUAAUUUUACCUUUGAAUAUUUCAUUAGCCAGCUUUAACAUUCCUGUAUAUCAAGUACAAAAGAAAACACUAAAACCAUAAAAACUUUACUACCAUGAAAUAGUGCUAAAUUGUAACGAGUUAGAGCGUUUUUCAUCGGACUAUAAACAAUUAUUAAUAUUCAGUGUAAAGAGAGUGCAAUAGUCACACUCCAAAAAGAAACAUUGUUUGGUUUAAUGACUUAGGGUCCUCCAGUGUUUAUUAGCUUAGUAACCAGUGAUAUCUAGACUAUAUUAUUAGCUUAGUAACCAGUGAUAUCUAGACUAUAUUAUUAGCUUAGUAACCAGUGAUAUCUAGACUAUAUUAUUAGCUUAGUAACCAGUGAUAUCUAGACUAUAUUAUUAGCUUAGUAACCAGUGAUAUCUAGACUAUAUUAUUAGCUUAGUAACCAGUGAUAUCUAGACUAUAUUAUUAGCUUAGUAACCAUGGUGAUAUCUAGACUAUAUUGCACCAUUUAGCACUAUUUGGGUAGUGCGUUUUCACGCUUUUUGAGUAUAACCGAUAGAUAGCUUGACAUAUGGUUAUAUUUUUCAGUUACAAUCAGAUUUAUGUCGUUUUUAACAUUGUGUAAAUUAAAUGUUUAUAAAAAAACUAAAGUCUCAAUAUGGGUUA